Tetranychus urticae (two-spotted spider mite) is the source of this 810-nucleotide messenger RNA. RefSeq lists its product as uncharacterized. NCBI's taxonomy places the organism in Eukaryota, Metazoa, Arthropoda, Arachnida, Trombidiformes, Tetranychidae. The record is from RefSeq and is a predicted model, not a curated record.
AGAUCUAUUCAAUUCAUUCAAGUUGAUCAAGUUUUACUAAAACAGUUUACCUUUGAUUUGUUAACUUUAACUGACUGAUUUUCUAGCCAUUACAAUGAAAAAUACGAUCGGACUCAUCUUUUUAUUUGCCGUGAUCAAUGUAUCAUACUCUACAACACUAAGAGAGUUGGAAUUCAUGAAAAUUCUGUAUGCUAGUGAAGAUGUACCAAAGCAGAUACUAUCUUCUAUGAUAACUCGACGAAUUGAUCAAAUCAAGACUUUAUACGAAAGAAAAUCGAUUCUUAAAGAUGGAAAAACUUUUUACACUUCUACUGAACAUUCGUUGGGAUUACUUUUGGAAUCAGUGAAUUCAAAUGACACUCAAAUCGGUGAUCUUUUUGAAUCUUACUCACAUAUUGUUAAUCUUUUAAACGAAGUAAACAAUCUCAUGCAAAUUCAUCCUGUUGACCACUUGACUGUGGACACAAGCGAUAGUUUCUCAAGAGAUAACCUACAAGCCAUGAUGGACGGUUAUAUUGAUGACAUUGAGAUGGUUCGUAUGUGUGAAGUAUCCAUGGGACGUGCAGAUCGAGUGGAUAUGAAGAUCGUUGAACGCAUAAAAUCAUUGUACAAUGAAGUGAGAAACUAUACUUUUUAUAGGGACGAUAGUUUCGUUUCUGAGUCAAUGAGUAUUUCAAGAAAAACAAUGGACCAAUGUUUGUGGCAAUUCAAAUUCUUGUUGAAUAAGUUUACAUCCACUUUCAUCCAUUACUAAGAAUAAUUUUGGAGUUUUAUUAACUAUUAAAAUGGAAUAAAUAUUGAAGCAUUAAA